ACCUCGCUCUCUUUGAAAAAACUCACUAAACCAUCUCAUCCAAUUCAAUAAAGGUAAUAACCAAAAUACACAUAACAUUUACAUUACAUUACAUAACACACACGCCACAAACCCAAACCCAAACCCAAACCUUCAUCUCUCUCAAACUCAAUUACUUAAUUACCCGCCAAAAACCCACCCCCUCUCAAUACUAUGUAUUAGCGCUUCCAAUUUUUCCAUCUCUUUUUUCAAAUCUCUUCCCUCCCUUUCUCUCUCCUCCUCCUCCUCAUCAUCUUCUCUCCCUCUCACUCUCUCUCUCUCUCUAGGGUUUCCCUCUUCGCCGUCGUUCGUCAACUCUGAUGGACGAGGGCAACGAGGAUCCCAAAACGGACGGUUCGCCGGUUCAGAACGGUGAAUUGGAUGAUGAGCGUUGCGGCAAGAAGGCCAAGGUGGAUGCUGCCUCCGACGGCGGUGAAUUGAAGAGAGUGGCGGAGAUUGUGUUGGUUUUGUCGACGAUGGCGACGGUGCGAGGUGGUAGGAAGCCCACCGAUGUGGAGGUUGAGCUCAUGAGGGAGGCUCGAACCAAGCUCGCCGAGCUCUGUCAGGGGCUCGCUCCGAAGGAUAUUGUGGCCAGGGAAGCUAUUGGGACCGUGAUUGAGGAUCUUGGCUUGAACGCCAAGAUUAAGGACCAGAGGUUAGGGUUUCGAACUCCCAAGAUGUCCGUUGCCGAGAGGUAUUCCCACGCUAAGUGGAAGAUGGAGGAAUCAAAGAAGUUUUCUACAUCUCAGCCCUUGCAAACAAGCAUUGGUGGAACAGUUGACAACCGUGUGCCAUCACAUGCUGUUCGAAUGAUUGCGCCUGAUAAAUCAAUCCACACAGCAAUCUCUUCCACAAGUACCAUAGUGUCUAUACCUGCCCAUGUUUCUGCAGGAUCUUCUGCAGCAUUGCAAUAUCAAUCGAUCAGCAAUGAAGUAAGACCACCUGUGGUUUCAGGUUUAAUGCCUAGCAGUCACUUGGGGAGAAAUUCAUCUCCCUUAGCAUUGCCUAAAGUUGAACACCCACAAUUCAAAGUUGAUGGAGGAUCAAAUGGGUCUUCUUAUGUCCUGCAAAUCCAAGUCAUUGAAUUGGCAAUUGAAUUUGAGAAUUUUUCAACUGUAGCAAAUUUGUCUGCAAACCAACCUUUGGUGAAUGCUCCAACAUGGCCAAUACAGGCUCAAUCUCCAUCUUUAGCUAGAAGUGCAUCAGAAAACAAGGUGCCUGGUCAUAACCCUAUCAAGGUUGAAGGAACAGCUGAUGUAACUAUGUCAAGGGCAGGGCCACAAAUAACAAAUGAUCAGAGCUUUAGACCGUAUAUUACUCAAACAGCACCUGGAAAUUUGUCUAGUAUGCACCAGCCAGUGCAGGGCAUGAACAUUGUUCAGCCUCCUUUUAUUCCUAGUCAUGCGGAUAUUGCAAAGAUUGUCCAGAAAUUGCUACAACCAAAGGUUCCUGACCAUCCCACAUGGAGUCCUCCGUCAAGGGAUUAUAUGAAUAAGGCUUUGACAUGCCAGAUGUGCGAGCUCUCUGUCAAUGAGAUUGAUACUGUACUUCUCUGUGAUGCUUGUGAAAAGGGUUUUCACUUGAAAUGCUUGCAGCCAUCGGUCUUACGAGGAAUUCAUAAUAGAGUUGAUUGGCACUGCAUGAGGUGCUUAAGUUUAAGCGGUGGAAAGCCUUUGCCUCCAAAGUAUGGUCGUGUCAUGAGAUCCUCAAACACACCACCGAAAUUGCCCUCUAAUACGGGUGGUAUGCAACCAUCUUCAGAGAAGAAAGCAGGGAGCGUAGAUCCGAAGGUCAGCCCACAGAAGUUAACAACAAAUGGGAGCCCUGUUCCAACUGUUUCCAGUGGAAAUGACAAUGUUGAGCCACCAUCUGACUCAAUGACCUCACCAGAUGGGAAAGACAUACAAGGUACCACCAUUUCAUCCAACAUUGAACAUGUUGAUGAAAAGCAUGAUCCAAACAUCUCUAUGAAAUCCCUUGGUGCAGCUUCCAGUCCUUCCACUUGCUUGCCAGGUGAAAGUUCUGCUGAACAAAUAAAUUCUGAGUCUUUGACCUGUAAGGAGACUUCAGAAACUGAGACUCUUCCUAAAUUAUCUGAGCCAGCUAAAUGUGAAAAUUUGCAAUCUUCACAAGAUUUUCAUGUUAAUCAGACAAUACCACAAGACAAUGCUGUAGUAUCAUCAGAUAAACAUGUUGACAUUAGUUUAAUGAAUCAUAAACAAAGGGAAUCUCAUGGAGGGGAAAAUUUAAUUUACGAUAUCAAGCGUGAUGAUCAAGAUGUUGCACUAGCAAAUUUUGUUGGAAGUUCUGGAACUGAUACUGAAGGUAGACAGCACUCUGCAUUAUCUUCAGACACCUCACAUGCUGUAGAAUGGAUUGGUGAUGUUAUACAACUUGUCGAAGAGAAAAAGUUUUACGGAUCUUGCUGUGUUGAUGGAGUAACAUAUAGGCUUCAUGGUCAUGCUCUUUUCCCCUCCAGCCAUGGCAAUUUAACACCUUUUAAAAUUCAGUCUAUGUGGGAAGAUUGCAAAACUGGGUUCAAGUGGGUUAAGGUGACAAAGUGCUACUUUCCUGGAGAUUUGCCAGGGAAUAUUGGUCAUCCAUGUAUAUCUGAAGUCAAUGAGGUUUAUGAAUCUAAUAGUGAUAGAACUGAAAUGGCUAGCUAUAUUAGAGGCCCAUGUGAAGUCCUCCCAUCUGAUAAAUUUAAACAAGAAAAUGACAGACGAUGUCAGCUAGGAAUUGAGGCAAGUGCUAAAGUACAGCCCAUUUUCCUUUGCAGGUGGUUUUAUGACGAAGUCAAAAAGUUAUUUCAACCUGUUACCAGUUGAUUCUGCCUUGAACAUACGUUUUUGUGGCUCCCCUACACAUUGCAUUUUUGUGGUAUUAGGGGUUCAAACAAGAUUUUUUUUAUGGGUAAUUGAGCAUACAUUAAGAUUCUCCAGAGACCCACCAUAAGGCACAUCGCAGCGGCGUUGCUUCCCCAUGCAAGAAUGUCUGUUCAAACUUUCGAACGUGAAUUGCAUUUGAUGUAAAAUAUGUAGCUGAAGCUAUGACUGCUUAGUAUAGUUUUUCCUAUAGUAGUUGUGUUCCUGAUAGAUAUUCAUUCUGUAUAAUUCUUUUUCGGGUACGUAGGCUCUUUAGGCCCGCUAAUAACAUUAUUAUCUUUGAAAUUAGAUUAUCAGUGCAGUCCACUUAGUUUGCUGGAAUUGUAUGAUAUUUCAUUUGUACAAAAGCCAUUUCUUCUAGAAAGCAUAA
Molecule: messenger RNA, 3273 nt
Organism: Gastrolobium bilobum
Lineage: Eukaryota; Viridiplantae; Streptophyta; Magnoliopsida; Fabales; Fabaceae
Exons: 7
Coding region: 339-2846 (835 amino acids)
Molecular function (GO): chromatin binding
Source: RefSeq, a predicted model, not a curated record